AUGGCGGCGGCCAGCGGCGGCUGCGAGGCCCCCGUGCGCCUCCGGCUGCUCUUCGACUACCCUCCCCCGGGGACGCCGGCCUGCGGGCUGUGCUGGCUGCUCCUGGAGCCCCGCCAGGUGCGCCUCGUCACCGACCUGAGCAGCCUCGUCCGGGACAAGUUCGGCUUCAGCCGCCGCGCCAAGCUCAGCCUCUUCCUCGACGGCGCGCUGCUGCCGCCCACCGAGAGCGCCAGGAUCGUGAGGGACAACGACUCUCUCCGGUGGGGCUGAGAGGGGCGCUCGGGGGGUGGGAAAGAAAGAGGGCUGGGUCGGGGGGGGGAGUGAGAGUCGCCCUCGCGCCCCCCAACCCGCCCCACUUUGAACGAACCAGCAGGUGGCUUAUGUUUAGGGGCAGCCUUUCCCAACCUGUGGGUCCCCAGAUGUUGUUGGACUACAACUCCCAUCACCCUUAGCUAGCAAGGCCAGAGCUCAGGGAUGAUGGGAGUUGUAGUCCAACAACCUCUGGGGACCUACAGAUUGAGAACUGCUGGGGGGGGGGGGUGUUCCCCGCCCCUUUGUUCUGGCAAAAUACAGGACAAUUGGGGGUGGGUGGUAGGACUCUGCCCCCCAAUCUGGAGCUCAGAAGGUAUUAUUAUUAUUAUUAUUGUUUUAUUAUUUGAGUUUGUAGACCGCUCUAUACCCGGAGGUAUCAGGGUGGUUCACAGGAAAGAUCAUUACAUAUAUACAGUGGUACCUCGGGUUACAUAUGCUUCAGGUUACAGACUCCGCUAACCCAGAAAUAGUACCUCAGGUUGAGAACUUUGCUUCAGGAUGAGAACAGAAAUGGUGCUCCGGUGGCGCGGCAGCAGCAGGAAGCCCCAUUAGCUAAAGUGGUGCUUCAGGUUAAGAACAGUUUCAGGUUAAGAACGGACCUCCGGAACAAAUUAAGUACUUAACCCGAGGUACCACUGUAAUCAGAAUAAAAAGAGCAACCCAAUAUCAACCCCACCCUCACCCCAAAAAGAGCCACAUUUUAAAAGAGUAUAGAAUGUCAAACAGAUCAACCAAAGGCCUGGUUAAAAAGGAACGGUAGAGGCAAAAUACAUUCCAAGGUAUGAACUCCAGGUUACAGAUAGCUUUUACACAUACGCACUAUGCCAGGCAUAGCCAAACUUGGCCCUCCAGAGGUUUUGGGACUACAACUCCCAUCAUCCCUAGCUAACAUAAGGUUACCAGUUGUCCACGUUUCCUGGGGACAGUCCCCGUUUCUACAAAUCAAUCCCCAUACAAAAUCCAUUGAAGUUGAAAAGUGCCCCUGGAUUCAUUGAAAAAAAUCUGGUAACCUUAAGCUAACAGGACCAGUGGUCAGGGAUGAUGGGAAUUGUUGUCCCCAGACAUCUGGAGGGCCACGUUUGGCCAUGCCUGCACUAUGCAUACUGUUGCUAGCUAAAAGUUAUUAUUUAUCGAGUUUCUAUACCACCAAUCCCUGGAGGUCUCAGGACAGUUCACAGAAAAGAUCACAACAUAUAUAAUCAGAAUAAAAAGAGCAACCCAAUUAAAAAAACCUCAGAAAAGAGCCACAUUUUAAAAGGGUAUAGGAUGCCAAACAGAUCGACCAAAGGCUUGGUUAAAAAGGAACAUGAAACACACACUGCAAACAGGUUGUUCAACUGAAAUCCCUAAGAUUUCUUUGCCAGUGUAGGAUUAAAGUUUGGCACGAAUGGAUGUUUUUAGAGUAACAAUGUAUAAAUGAUGCCAUGAUCAUAACAAAACUUUCUCUUGCAUGAUAUCCCGACAGAGUCAAAUUGGAGGAAGUUAUCGAGGAAGAAGAUAAUGAUAAAAUUGCCAACGGUUUUAGUAACCAAUCAAAAAAACGAAGGAAACGACGCCGGCAGAAGUUGGAAGUGAAAGAUUCUGACAGCGAAGAUGAAGGUCACAGGAAAAGAAAGAAGGGCAAAUGGAACUGUGAGCGUCUUUCUUGUCAGGAAGAGAGCGCUGCAAACAUUCAGGACCCAAAGGCCCUUAAGAAAAGGAAAAACGCAAUCGGAAGAUCAUCUGCCACAGACAGUGGGAGCGAUGAUAGUACUUGCCAUUCCAAGAAGCUUAAAAAAAAAGUUGACCGGGAAAAAGAGCAGGGGGCAGCUAGAGAUAAAAAGAAAAGGAGAAAAGAAAAAGCCAUAGAAAUAAAUAACACUUCACAAAAGACCAACAAGACUUUUUCUUUGAUCCCCAGCCAAAAAAGUGCAGCGAAAACCCCAGUAGGACAGUCCGGCACAAAGAAACGUGAAACCUCAAGCGACUCCUCCACUUCAUCAAGCGAGAGUGACCACAAUAUAGCAGAUGCAAAACGAAAACACUCGCAUCAAACUAAGGUGGCAUCACAGCACGUAAACAAACCACAACAGGCUUCUUCUGCGAAAUCGGCUGGUAAAGUUGCCACUAAACAGAAAGGCAGUGAUCAUCCCAAGGCAGCAUGUAGUAAAAAAGCCAAGAGUCCGUCCUCAAGUUCAGAUUCAGAUUCUACUUCAGGAGAGCAGGAGGAGCAGAAGAGCAAUAACUUGAAAAGUAAGCCGCCAUAUAAUAGCCAAGGAACUGUGGGAGGCCCAGCUUCAAGGAGCAAACCUAAAAGCUCCUCUUCAGAAUCUGAUAGCUCAGACUCGGAGGCUUGCACUGCUAAGAAACCCAAGACAAAUUCUGCAGUCAGUCAGGCGUUGGGAGGGAAUGGCGGGAAACAGCUGCCAGCUGUCACUUGUGGACCAGAAAUAAGUCCCAGCGACAGCAGGCGAGGUCGUGGCAGAGGAGAAAACCCCUUUUGGAGAGGGCCUAGGGUCCGUGGAUGUCGUGGGAUGAUGAGGGGCCGGGGAAGAGGAAGGGGAGAGAAUCUUAACUUCUUCCACAAUUACAACGGUGAGCAGCAAAAGCAGCAACAGUUGCACGAAGUAGCAACAAACUCUUCAGUUAUUAUACAGGUGAGUCUGCUGGCGACUGCCUGCUUUAGUCUCCAUUAACAUUAAAUAAGUUGGAGUUAUUGUUAUUAAAUAUACCAAGAAAAAAGCACACCAAGAACUCAGGCCAAUGUAAGUUUCAAUAGUGGGAUUGGUCCCUACUCACAAAUCAAUAGUCAAUAGUAACAAAAACUAAUCCAUUCAAACGUAUGUAUUCUGACAAGGAUUACAAACUCUAAUAGAGAUUACAAACCCAAACUCAUAAAGACAGGGAUAACACAAUAAUUCGUUACAAAGAUUUUCUCUUUUUCACUUGACAGUAAUGUUGAUCCUUAUAAUUUGUCAGCUUGCAAUGAAGACUCAGUUUCAAUCAUAGAGCAGAAGUCAGAAGUCAAUUAUGGAUUAGAAACCAAGACAGGGCCCUGUUUCGAUGUAUUCACCUUCAUCAGCUGGAAGUAUCAAAUAUUACAUGAAAAUACAUUUUAAUUCUAAAUUAUCAUAAAUUAUAAAACAGUAUUAUGUACCAUUUGGUUCCUUACCUAAUUUUUGAAGGCUCGUGUAAGUUUGAAGACUUUCAGAUAAAUAUAUCCUGUUAUUUUCUAUGUUUCUCAAGGAUAACAACUGAAAAUAAUAUUAAUAAUAAUAAUUACAUGCGUUGAAUCAAAUUAAAAACUCUAAGGCAGCAUAUAAUCAUAUGAUUCCUCACCUACAUGUGGGUAGAUCAACGUGUAUCUUGAGCUGUUCUCGAUGGAACACUGUUUGAUAACUCACAAAAUUAAAAGAAAAACUGGUGUAAAGCAAAGCGUGUAACUGUUAGUGUGAUCGUGAUGACCCUGCCUACACCCUAAAUUACGUACAAAAUAGUAGCCCACAACUGAGCAUUGUGGGUGAAGAAAUCCAGUGCUGCCGUUCUGCUUGCAGAAAGGGUUUAGCUUAAGAGAAUGGGAGAUGGUUUUUUGCUGAUUUUCUACUGUAGUCCCCUGGAAAUCUGUUCCAGGGAGUUGAGGUACUCUUCAGGGCAGCAUGGAAGGAGGUGCUGGGGGAAGGGGGAAUUGGAAAAAGGGAUAUAAAAUAUUAUUAUUAUUAUUAUUAUUAUUAUUAUUAAUUAACUACCCUUCACCAUAAGGUCCCUGGUAAAGCAAUUUAAAAUCAGAAGAAUAGAGUGGACCUAAACGUGUACCUUGGGUGUCAAAAACCAAGAUGAAGAGGUGUGUCUUUAGCAUAUGAUGAAAAUCAUACAGUGAAAGUAAAAUACACAUCUGUGGGAAGGGAAUUCCACAACUUAGGGGCUGCCACAGAUAUUGCCCUUUUCCAGAUCUCCCCCCAAAACUUCUGAGGGCAGUGGCUUCCCCUCUACUGAUCUUAAGACCUGAAGGUUAUAGAGAAAGAAAACAUUUUCCAGAUGUUAGCAGACACUUCCACGACCUCAGAAAACUUUCAGCAAUUGGAACAGCAGCAUUGGGUUUCAUAUUUUGUUGCCUGCAGAGGAAAUAUAGAUACCUCUGAAACCUGACGAGCAGGACAUGAAGGUGGUGGCUUUCCAUACCUGGUUGUUCCCAAUAUCUGGAACCCAGGUAGAGUGCAUCUGCAUGUGGAAGUUCUCUCAUUGCCUCUGGCUUUUCCUGCAAUUUUCCCCUGCCGUCUUUUGCCCUCUAUAUCACAUUAAUGCUCUUUACUGGGUUUGAUUGUGGAUGAUAAUGUUUUUAAUCAUUGUUUCACAGAAUCCACCAGAAGCUCCUAAGAAGGACUAUAGCAUAUUGCCUCUGUUAGCUGCUCCUCCACAAGUAGGAGAGAAAAUUGCCUUUAAGGUAUGAAAUCUCAAAACAUUUUUGUUCCUCGCUUCUUGCUUAGAUAAUUUUUAUCCUGCUCUUCCGUCAUCUUGCAAGCUGUAUGGAGGGAAGACACUAGUAACAUUGGCAGGAAUUUGAGGGCUGGAGUCAAGACUUCUUAUGAUGAGUGUGUUAGCACAUUCUGUUGGGUGAGGUAGACUAAAAAAUACACACUUGUAGUGUUAACGUAGUUCUGGCAUGAAGUCUUUAACUCCUCAAGCAUCUGUUUUAGGUGGCUAUGAUUCUUGAAAGGUCAUAUUCUCGCCUAUUUGCAUAUAUACUUGGGUGGAUUAAAUUGUUUCUUGCACUCUGUUAACCUUGCUGGAAAAAAGGAGUGCAAUACAUAAUAAGAACUGCAAACAGAAGUCUGAGAAGACUGCACAAAUACUUAGGUAAAUUACUUAAAUUAAAAAUGUGUAUUUAAACUGAAAAUACAAACCCUAGGAAGAUACCGGCUGGCUAAAAAGAAAAGAAACUUUGUCUCUCUAACAGUUGUUAAAUGGUGAGCAACCACCAUUGUUGAUGAUGCUUUCAACAUAAUUUCUCCUUCAGGCUCAAAAUCGGAUUAAAGAUAAUAAUAAGAAUAAUUUAUUAUUUAUACCCCACCCAGUCACUCUGGGCAGCUCCCAACAUCAUCAUCAUCAUCAUCAUAAUGUGAUCAAACAUUAAAAACGUCCCUAAACAGGGCUGCCUUCAGAUGUCUUCUAAAAGUCAGAUAGUUGUUUAUUUCCUUGACAUCUGAUGGGAGGGCGUUCUAUAGGAAGGGUGCCACUACCGAGAAGGCCUUCUGCCUGGUUCCCUGUAACCUCAUUUCUCGCAGGGAGGGAACUGCCAGAAGGCCCUCGGAGCUGGACCUCAGUGUCUGGGCUGAACGAUGGGGGUGGAGACGCUCCUUCAGGUAUACUGGACCGAGGCCGUUUAGGGCUUUAAAGGUCAGCACCAACACUUUGAAUUGUGCUCGGAAACAUACUGGGAGCCAAUGUUGGUCUUCCAGGACCGGUGUUAUAUGGUCUUGGCAGCCACUCAAUAGGUGCAUCAGUAGGUGGUUCCUGCGGGGACUAGUAGGGCAGCUACUCUAUCAGAGAUGUUACCAGAGAAGGAGAGUCAGAUGGAGACCUCAUCAUCAUCCACGAACAGGCACAUCCAAGUAGAAACCAUUCAGAGCUGUCUUAUGUGAAGUCAGGCAACAUGUCCGCCCAGCCCGCUAUUGUUUGCUCUGGUUAUUGUCCACAGUUCUAGACUUGAGGAAGAAACUUCUCCAGCCUUGCAACUUUUAAAUGCUAGGGACUGAACCUGGGACGUGAUUACUUGUGAAUAGGGACCAGAGUUCCUACUAUUCUGACAUCUAGAUCAGCUGAUGUGCCCCCUUCCUCAGUUUAGAUAAAUUAAUGCAUCAAUGUGUGUGUGGUUCCUGCCCCCCGGAAAAAUCCAAUUUAGAUUUAUAUUGUUCUCUCACUUAGAGUGUUUGUUGUGGGGGAGGAAGGGAAAGGAGAAUGUUAGCCGCUUUGAGACUCCUUCGGGUAGUAAAUAAUAAUAAUAAUAAUAAUAAUAAUAAUAAUAAUAAUAAUAAUUUUUAUUUAUACCCCGCCCUCCCCAGCCAAGGCCGGGCUCAGGGCGGCUAACAAGCAAUAAUAAAAACAAGUUGAAUGACUACAACUUAAAAAUAAGAUUAAAAUACAACAUUAAAAUAUUGAAACUUUAAAAUACUAAAAUGCAGCCUCAUCACAGGAGGAGAAAGGAAAAAAAGGAAGAGGGGGAGGGAAUCAAAUUGGCUCCAAGCCAUAGGCCAGGCGGAACAACUCUGUCUUACAGGCCCUGCGGAAAGAAAUCAGAUCCUGCAGGGCCCUGGUCUCAUGAGGCAGAGCGUUCCACCAGGCUGGAGCCAGUGUUGAAAAGGCCCUGGCUCUGGUUGAAGCUAAUCUAACUUCCUUAGGGCCUGGGACCACUAGGGUGUUGCAAUUUAUGGACCUUGAGGCUCUCCGUGGGGCAUAUUGGGAGAGGCGGUCUCGUAGGUACAAGGGUCCUAGGCCAUGAAGGGCUUUAAAGGUCAAAAGCAGCACCUUAAAUCUGACCCUGUACUCCACCAGGAGCCAGUACAGCUGGAAAAGCACUGGGUGAAUAUGCUCCCAUGGCAGAGACCCCGUGAGGAGCCUCGCUGCAGCAUUCUGCACCCGCUGGAGAAGAAAGAAAAAAUACAUCAAAGAAAUAAAAUAAAAUAAAAUAAAAAGAUUGACUUCCUUUGACCACUAUAUGGUUCCUAUAAUCUCAUAUCUUGGUUGUCUAUAAUCAUUUUACACAUUUUGGAGAGACAAUUUGUUUACCUGUGGAGUUUUUAAUCUAGGCUAAGCCAAUCAUAAUUAUGGGAACUUGCUUUUCUCAUAUAAUUUGCAAAGACAUCCCAUUCUGAUUUUUCCACUUGGUUGGUUUCUUACUAAUUCUGUUAGUCUUACUAGUUUGAGAUACUCACUUAAUUUUAAUAACCAUUCUACUUUUGUUGGAAUUGUGUUGCUUUUCCAGAAAAGGAAAAGGAUUACCAGCUUGUCUCAUGCUUUCUGUUUGAUCUUCUUUCAACAGCUUUUGGAGCUAACUGAAAAUUACACUCCUGAAGUAUCUGAUUAUAAGGUAUUGAGACUGACUACUGUUCGUUGUGUUUUGAUGGUAUUUUUUUUUUUAGCUAGAUUGCAUCUUGGCCUUUUAAUAUUGCCAUUUCUCAUUGUUUAUUCUAAUAACGGUUAAGAACAUGAGACACAUCAGAAGGUUGCAUAGUUCAAAUUUGGAUUCACCAAGCUCUUAGAAUCAUAGAGUGGAAGGGAACUAUCCCAAGAAAAUCCACUACAUAGUAAAGGUAAAGGGACCCCUGACCAUUAGGUCCAGUCGUGACCGACUCUGGGGUUGCGGCACUCAACUCACUUUAUUGGCCGAGGGAGCCGGCGUACAGCUUUCUGGUCAUGUGGCCAGCAUGACUAAGCCGCUUCUGGCGAACUAGAGCAGCGCACAGAAACACCGUUUACCUUCCCCCCAGAGCGGUACCUAUUUAUCUGCUUGCACUUUGACGUGCUUUUGAACUGCUAGGUUGGCAGGAGCAGGAACUGAGCAACAGGAGCUCACCUCGUUGUGGGGAUUUGAACUGCCGACCUGAUCGGCAAGUCCUAGGCUCUGUGGUUUAACCCACAGCGCCACCCACGUCCCUUUUAUAGUAUCAUACGUUUAAUGCCCAGGAGCAAAGGGAAAGAGAGAAACAUGCACUGCUAACUUCUUGCCAGUGGGGGAGCCUUCAUCUUCCGAAUGAGCUUCUGUUUUGUGUGGCUUAAUAAAAUAAAUGAACAUUCCACGAACUUUGUCUGUAUACAUUCGCUAAGAAUUCGUCAGUAUGCAGGAAAGAAUCCAGAUUAUUUGUUUCAUUUUUAUAUCACCUGUUACUCCGUGGAGCUUAAGGCAACACGGAUGAUUCUCCCCUCCCCAUUUUAUCCUCACAACAACAUUGAGAGGUAGGAUAGUCUGGAAGACGGUGACUGUCCCAAGGUCACCCAGGGAGCUCCAUGGCUUAGUGGGGAUUCAAGCCCUGGUCUCCCAGGUCAUAGGCCAACGUUCUAUAACCAUUGUACCAUACAGUCUCAUAGUACAUACCAGGGUUUCCCAAACUUAGAUCUCCAGCUGUUUUUGGACUACAAUUUCCAUCGUCCCUGGCCACUUGUCCUGCUAGCUCAGGGUGAUGGGAGUUGUAGUCCAAAAACAGCUGGGGACCCAAGUUUGAGAAACCCUGGUGUACAGCAAGAAGCCUGUGCAGGUGGGUAUUCACUUACUUAGGAAAAAGUAAAGGAGCGUUCUCAGCACCUGUUGGGGUGGGGAAUGCUCUGGAAUGACCCCAUUUUCUUGACAGGGAGCAGUUUCUUCCAUAAGAGGAGUUUAGAAUUUGAAGCUGCUUCUGUGCUGGUCCUGGCUUCUGAUUCAAUUCUUGAGUGUGAAAUUGUUAAUUCACACAUACACAUACUGCAUUCCUUUGUGAGGAUCUCUGCCUAUGAAGAUUAAACCACCCAAGGUUAAAGGAGAAAAAUCAGGUUUUGCCCUUGCUACAGCAGUGUCUUUUCAGUUCAAAGGUUAUUUCCCCCCAUAGGAACAAAUGGUACUAAUUCGCUGCACAUGCGAUAGACAAAGGAGGAUCAGGCAUGGACUAAUGCUGCUCUGUCUCUGUUGAGCCUGCUACUGAGAAUCAAGCCUGCUCUUAUCUUUAGCCCCGUCCAUGAGUUCUGUUCCUGGGUCACCCUUGAGUGUGACGGAACAUUCAGAACUGACUUGUGUAUAUAAUGGCAUUCUAAUGAUUUAUGCCGAUCUAUUGCAAUUUGUGGGACGCGGGUGGCGCUGUGGGUUAAACCACAGAGCCUAGGACUUGCCGAUCAGAAGGUAGGCAGUUUGAAUCCUCACGACGGGGUGAGCUCCCGUUGCUCUGUCCCAGCUCCUGCCAACCUAGCAGUUCGAAAGCACGUCAAAGUGCAAGUAGAUAAAUAGGUACCACUCUGGCAGGAAGGUAAACGGCAUUUCCGUGCGCUGCUCUGGUUUGCCAGAAGCAGUUUAGUCAUGCUGGCCACAUGACCCAGAAUCUGUACACCGGCUCCCUCGGCUAAUAAAGCGAGAUGAGCGCCGCAACCCCAGAGUCGGCCACGAUAGGACCUAAUGGUCAGGGGUCCCUUUACCUUUACCUUUAUUGCAGUUUGUACAGGAUUUAAAUGUGGGACAGAUGACAUUUGUCCAUUUGUUCUCGACCUAGAAUAAACACCGCGUUUCUUCCUUUGUCCUUUUUCUUUUUUCCUUUUCAAGGAAGGAAAAAUUGUCAGUUGGAAUCCUGCUAACAAACAGCUAGAACUUGAAAUUCUUUCUUUCUCAUCAGGUAAGAGAUACACAGCUUCGGAGUUGAAUGUGAAUAUGGGUUGUAUUCAAGCAAGUUCUACUUGGAGUAAACCCACAGAAAUUAAUGGAUAGCUCAGUUGGUUAGAGUGUGGUUCUGAUAAUGUCAAGGCUGGAGGUUUGAUCCCCAUAUGAUACAGCUGCAUAUUCCUGCAUUACGGGGGGUUGGACUAGAUGAUCCUUAGGGUCCCUUCCAACUCUACAAUUCUAUGAUUCUAUGACCCAAGUUAGUCAUGUUCAUUCAUUUCAGUGGUUCUGCUCUCACAACUAAUAUUGGCUACAUCCCAGUAUAUUUUCUCUCAUAAAGGCAGCAACUUCUCUUUUAAAGUUGACUUUUCUUUACUAAUUGUACGCCAUUCUGCUUUAACUGCAUGUUACAGUGCGAUUGUUUAUGCAGCAGAAAUAAGUCCCACUGUGUUAAAUGGGACUUACUCCCAGGAAAGUGGUUAUAGGAUUGCAGCCCCAAUUACAUAACCACCCUUGCAACUUCCAGUCACAUUCUAAGUACCUCCAAACCUUUGUACGAAUGUUCUAAUUGUAUUUGUUGUGGUUUUUGUUUCUUCUAAGUUUCAAAAGAGCCAGGGAAGUUUGAUCUGGUUUACCAGUCUGCAGAUGGAGCCGAAAGAAUAGAAUAUGCUGUAUCUCACGAUAGGAAGGUAUGGGGGUAGCACUUUCUUGAAAUUAAUUUGCAGGAGCCUCCUUUAAAAUUAUUCCAAUGACUUUUUAUUUCUUACCAUGUUCGUAGGGCACAUUCCAUUCUCUACUUAAUUGCAAUGUUUCUUUGUGUGGAGGAUUCUCAACCCUUUGCACUGCAUAUUACUUGCCUUAUAGGACAGGCUAGAGGAGAGGUGUCCCAGACUGUCCCCCAACUGCCUGUAAUAUAGCAUAUGUAUGUGCCAAGGUGUGUUCGGGGGAGACAUGAGGGAACAGAGCUCUGUUGAGCCCUGCUGGAAUUCUCCGUGCUGGAGGGUUUUCAUCCACAUUGGAAGUAUAUUCUCCUUACAGAGGAGGCCUAGGACCCAGGUACCUACGGGACUGCCUCUCCUGGUAUGCCCCGCGGAGGACCUUAAGGUCCACAAAUAACAACAUUUUGGAGGUCCCAAGUCGCAAGGUGGUUAGAUUAGUCUUAACUAGGGCCAGGGCCUUUUCAGUACUGGCCCCAAGUUGGUGGAACACUCUGUCACAACAGACUAGGGUCCUGUGGGACUUGACAUCUUUCCGCAGGGCCUGCAAGACAGAGCUGUUCCGCCUGGCCUUUGGUUUGGACUCAGUCUGACCCUUAUGUUUCCCUCCCCUUAUGGUUUUGAUCUAUGGGCUACUUUUAAAAUGAGGCUGCAUUUUAAAUUGCAUUUUAACCUGUAUCUUAAAUUGGUCCCCCCCCCCAUUAUGUUUUUACUGUAAUUUACUGGUGUUAGCCGCCCUGAGCCCGGCUCUGGCGGGGGAGGGUGGGGUAUAAAUAAAAAUUAUUAUUAUUAUUAUUAUUAUUAUUAUUAUUAUUAUGUGUUCGAAGGGCAAUAUCCAAAUAAUUUGGGGCAGCGUUCAACUAACUAGUCCUUUUAGUGCAAAGAUUACCACUAGUGCAAGGAGACUUUUCUGUGCCCUCAGCAAAUCUGCUCUGGAAAUUUGGGGAAACCCUUGCAACAUAUUUAGGGGAGGAGAAGGGAAAAGAUGACGUUGCACAAGGAGAAAUCCUCACGCCUACGGAACAAUUGUAUUAGUGCUAUGUUGAAUGCAACCCUCAUACUCAAAGCGGAACAAAUGAAACCAGUCCAUUGGUUUCACUGGUUCUUUCUUUUUAAAAUGAUAUUUAUUGAAAAAAGAAUUUUUUAAAAAAAAAAUUACAAAGAAAAAAGACAAAAACAGAAAAAUAAAAAAUAAAACCAUCAUUUUCAAAUUCUCCACUUUCAUUACCUUCUUUCCAUGACUACCUCCUCCUCCCAUCUCUUGUAUCUUGAUUAAUAAUUGUCACAGCAAAUCCUUUCCAUAAUUCAUAAUAUUCUGUCAUUACAUUACCUUACUCUAUUUUCAUCUUAUCUUAUAAAAAAACCUUAAAACUUAAGACUUAGAUCUUAUUUUUACCAACUUCUCAUAACCAUUACCUUUUUUACCUAAUUCUUUAAACAUUUUUACAAGAGCCAAGUAAUUUCAUUUCAACAUUUUUCCAACGUUCAUCAAUUUUAUAAAACAUUUCUAAUGAUAAAAAAAAAGAAAUAAAAACCAUCCAAUCUUCUUCCAGCGUCCCCUCCCCCCGGUCCCGGGAUUGUCAGUCCUUUUUAUCCCAUUAGUCUGGCACAUUAACCUGGUGAUCUUAUAUCCGAGGCCUUCGAAUCGCUUCCAUGUCCCUUCCGCAGCUCUUCUUCAUAUUUUCCUUUCACUCGUGGGAACUCCAGCUUGGUAGUGUUUUUGACCCUUUUCAACAAAUCAGCCCCUUUCCCAUAGUCCAGGCUAGACUCCAUGUGGUAUUUUAAGACAUGUUUCAAAUUCCCUCCAAAAUUGGAAGUCCCAACAGCUCCAAACCUCUGACGGCCCAUUGCCAGACUCGGAAAGUCCAAACAUCCCUGCAUAGGGGGGUUAGUCCAACCCCCCAUUUCCAAAUCAAUCCAAACUUUGUCUUUCCAAAUCUGGUUUUUUCCAAGUUCAUUUGUCAAAUCCAAAGGCUCAUUUUCCUGCUGGGUCAAAAGUCCCUCCAUCUCUGGCGCCCAAGAUUCUGCAACAUCCUCUUCUCUCAUCUGCUCUGUCAGGACACACUCCUGUUUAAUUUCCUGGGUGGGCUCCAUAUAGUUUCCCACUACCUGUUCAAAUGUUCUGGCUGCAUUAGUCAUCAAAUCCGUCUUCUGACUUAACUGAUCCAAUAGGGCAUUUAUUUUACAGAAAGCACCCAACAGUGCUUCUGAAAACAUUGUCCUGCAAGGUCACAAGUCCUUUCCCACGGUUGUAAUCUGUGGCAGCUGCAAGCUCCCUAGAAUUGGUUACAGUUUCACAGUCCCCCUCUAGGGGGAAAACUUCUGGUUGUUCUUUCUUUUAAGGACAAUAGCAACAAAGUUUCUUUUUUUAAAGAUAUUUUGUCAAUAUUUGUUCCUUUAAAAUGCGAAAGGAAACAGUGGAAUCACAAUGUUACUCUUCUUUUAACUAUCUGUCAAAAACAUUUGUUUCUGGUCAAUGAGCUUCAAAACGUCAAUUCUGACACCCCGCUCCAGGGUCAGGACGGUGGAAAGUUACUUUACUUUAAACUCACUUCUGCAGGUUUAAACAGUCCAAAAAAGAUCCCCCUUCUUCUCCUGCUACCGAAGGGGGGUUCAACGAUUUUAAAUGGUGAAAACCGAUCCUUUAAAAGUGAUUUUCUAAGCUCUAGUGUACGUUAUCUUUGCUUUCUUCUAACUACAAGGAAACAGAAGGCUGACUUCCUGUUUAGACCUUCCCGUUUCAGUACCAAAUUAAGGUGAAUUUUUAAGUCCAAUUCCUUUCUAAUCGCCAGUUCUUAUUUGAAGUCCAAUGGUUCAAUGUUUAAGUACUCACAGGUGAUUAUUUUAGAUGCCAAAUUGUCCCAGGAAAAAGGCAGCGCUCUCCGGCAACGGCUAUGCGGCUUCGCUCCACGGAAAAAGCAGUUGACUCACAGCACCGCGCCACUUCCCCCUCUUCGCUUCGGAGCCCGUUAGUGGGUUCCUUUGUGGGUUGGGGGGGCGCUAAGGGUGCCCGCCGAGUCCCACGGUCACAGGCUUCAUCCGCCUGUGAUUUCUAAAAGGGUCCCCGCUUCGCCACAGCAGAAAGGACCCGUUUCACGCGGAGCUGGUCCCUCCGGUUCAGAGGGAGUCCGCCAUUGCCGAUGGCGCCACCCCAGAAGUCCCACUGGUUCUCCUGUUGAUUAAGACACUAAAUAUCACACCAAGAAAAUAACUGGUACCAAUACAAACUCUUUGUCUAGUUCCCUAUUUUUAAUAUUUAUAGAAGUCUGCAUUGUUUCAGAUGUUGUGUACAAACGAAAUACUGCUUAAUCAAUGCAAGUAUACUAAAGUGCUGGCACUUUGUCUACUGUUUUAACUUAGAGCAUGCAAUCAUUUUGACAUUAUUGCGAUAGGAAGAAGCCUAGGUGACCUUUGGGUUUAACACACGCCUUAUCCAACGUGGCAACAGGGAUGAGAUUGGAAGCUUUCGCUUCUGCUUUUAAUGAACUGCAGCUUUAUGUGUCAUUCAGACCUGACAAUCUGUUUCCCCCCCUGAAUUAUUGUUUGCUUGAAACGAGGCAACUUCAAACAAGGUACACGAAGCUGGCUUGUUUCAAUAAGUCAUAGAGAUUAACCACAGGUUGAUUGAAAAAAUAAGUGAAGGCUUAUGAUCUCCUGGUGGUCACACGCCAUGGGAAGUGGGAGGGAGCCUCAGGCUUGCUUAGACUCAUUCCUGCCAUGUUUAUCAUGAUGCCUGAAUGCAGCCAGGGAGAGAAACUGAUUCAGCCUCGAAGCUAUCAGACAUAGGUCUUGUUCAGCAAUUUGUCUCUUGGGCAAGCGUGUGUUAAAAUUGAUUUUAUUAUACAAAAUAGUUUAAUCACGUUAAAUUUAUUUAAAAGGGUUAAUGCUGGUGAAAUGGCAUGUAUCUGAUCUGCUCAUGUUGAGUCUUACAUGCAUUUUUCCCCCCUUUAGAUAACUGAAAGUUGGGAUGCAUUGAUUGAACCCAGACUAAUAGUUGACCCUCCGAAUAACGAAUCAGGCACGGGAAAUGGAAAUCCCUAA
Podarcis lilfordi (Lilford's wall lizard) is the source of this 14379-nucleotide messenger RNA. The record is from the annotation of a GenBank genome assembly. Lineage: Eukaryota; Metazoa; Chordata; Lepidosauria; Squamata; Lacertidae.